AUGUUAUCGCACUCGCCAGCGUGCUUGAGCGGCCAGGGUUGCGUUGAGUCCAGUAAUUAUGUAGGACGGGUUGCUCACUUUACCUGUGCUGGUAUUUCUGGGGCAACCGGUGGAGAUUUUAACGCGCGAAGUAUCGACGAACCUUAUCGCCUGCGCCUCCAUUUUGGCACCAAACCCGGCCCCGCGGGGGACGCCCCGGACGACUUAAAGCUCAUCACACCGGCGCUGCCUGCUGGUACGUACCGUCCUGCCGAUGGCCAUGCCGCGUUCGUUGCUCUGGUUGCUGCUGGUGUGGCGCUGCUGCUGCUGGCCGACUUAAUCCUCACAGACCCGUAUGGCAAAGACUGGGCCGGUCCCGGGGGCCGCCUCCAUGUUUUAUAUGGAGCAUGCCGGGAAAGCGGCGAUAGAAAAUAA
This is a messenger RNA of Gryllus bimaculatus (two-spotted cricket), 414 nucleotides long. NCBI's taxonomy places the organism in Eukaryota, Metazoa, Arthropoda, Insecta, Orthoptera, Gryllidae. The record is from the annotation of a GenBank genome assembly.